Amoebophrya sp. A120 is the source of this 2225-nucleotide messenger RNA. NCBI's taxonomy places the organism in Eukaryota, Dinophyceae, Syndiniales, Amoebophryaceae. The record is from the annotation of a GenBank genome assembly.
CAGGCGCACCCUUUUGGUCCUCUUGCAGUUUUCUUCACCUCGUUUUUCGUAGUACUCGACGUCGUUGCACACAAUUUCUUUGAAGAUGAUAAGAACCCACCGCAAUCACGUCCUACCAGCCACGCUCUUCCGCUUUUGCCGAAAGUUUGGGAUCGCGACCGUUUUCUUGGACGGGGCGCAGUUUCAACAAAAUUAUGUCGCGUUGUAUCAGAUAGGCACGAUAGCCGGAGCAUAUGCGACUGCGACGGAACGAGUGGACGAGGCGGCGCAGGCACAGCAGGAUUUGGGAGAGGGAACCGAGAAUCACGAAACAGAAGCCGUCGCGGCCGAACAUGAGAAUAAAAAGAAAGGGCAAAAAAUACAGUCAGACGAGAAUCCGCUGCUUCCAUCCAAUAUGUUAGAUGCACUGGCCAGAGAGCAAGACUUAUGCCGCGAUACCGCGAAGCUAGAGACCUCGUUAUUCACGCAGACGGGCACCGUCCUCGCGGGCAACACGGUGUUGCGGGCGGACAUGCUGGGCAGCCCCGGGACGGAUCCGCACCACGGCAUUCAAGAGUACGAGUUGCAAGUGCAGGAUGGAGGGACGGCGCAAGUGUAUGCGAAAACGCUGUCCCUGGAGUACGACGCGGUUGACGGGUUUCGACUUUCCCACACGUGCGGGAACAUGUGUCUCUGGUUCGCCCGGACCCGGACUGACCUGCCCUGUGGCGGCUUUUCGCUGGAGUUCGGCAGUUUCACCGCCGAAGAGCUCGCGUCACAAGCCCCAGUCGAGGAUAGAAGGAGUAACACGACGACUUCCGGUGGUGCAGAAACCAGCACGGCGCAGGGUAAAAACAACACUUCUGCCGCAAGCACCAGUAGUUUUUCCCAAAUUGAUCUUGUUUCCGAGAAGCUGCUGCAGAGGACGCAAUCGGAGCGAAGGAGCACCAGUGCAGCUACAACUUCUGGAGGAGCAAGUGAAAGAACCACUUCUGGAGGAGCAAAAAUCCUGGUCGAAGAAAACAAGCAAAAAGGCAAAGAAACUUCUCUCAGCAAGGAGACCACGAGCACCACCACUCAAGUACUAAAUAGCAGGUCGCACCACCAAGAAGGAGUACAACUAGCAGGUGAGCAGGACGUCGACCCUUUAUUUCGUGUAGGAUCUACUUCGGCAUCGGCUGUCGUGGGAGAAGUAGAGGAAGAUCCUACACUUGUUCCGCCUGUUGUUCCUGAGCAGACUCUCCUUCAGCAACGGGCACGUCAAAUGGUGAAAGUGACCUGUUGGAUGUUUUUCAGCGAGGUUGACAAGUGGCCCACGCCGCUGCGCGACACGCGGGAUCUGCUGACUUGCCAGCGGACGAGCGUGCCGGACCCCACCGAAAUCGCACCCCAGAAGCAGCAGAAGACCUUUUCGGAAAUUUUGGCCGAGUACUGGGUGAUGUUCACGGUGUUAGGCGUACUGUUGGUAGUAAUCAUCAUCGCGAUCCCUGUUCUCUUGGUCUGCCGACACCAGCAGGACGACUUUACCAACCUUAGUGCAGGCUCGACGCACUACGGGGGUGGUUCGAUGCCGUACAAUUCCGGGCUGCAACCUCGAGUGAGCGGAGUGAGCGACGUCGCUGCUUCCAGUCAUUAUCCCCGGAUCUCCGGACGGGUUUCCAUGGCGGGAGGUUCGCCGCACGCCGGGAGUCCCCGAGUGUCAGUAGCCUCGGCCCAUUCCGUGGGAGUAGACCCGAUGCAGCUGAACCGGGCCAGUGCGAUGCUGCAGUUCGCCCCGGAACAGCACCAGCCAUCACCUCCGGCUUCGAUGCCGAGCACUCCGCGGGGCCGGGGCGGCCGAAGAGGAGGGAAGGGGCGGCAUAAGUGAUAGCACAAAAUGCGAGCGUUUUGAUAGAGUGGAUCUCUUCUGGAGCAGGGUAUGGCGAGCAUACGACGUGAGAGGAUGCAGUGAUCGACGUGAGAAGACGCAGCGGGAAAGCAAACAUCGACAAGGGAUGCGACAUAGGAAAUCUACCUUAUUUUUUUCUUGCAAAUAAUCGGCACUCGCAUUUGUGAGGACUCCUUUUUCGAUUUAGAAAGUCAUUUGUGUCGUUCAGUAAGUAUUUUGUCCUAGCUGGUUUUAUUUGCAGCGUGCCUCCAAGGCACUUCUACUUCUUCAACAAACGCAUCUUGCAUCAACUGCAUUUGAAAGUUGCAAAGCCUCACCAGUUGCAAUUAAGCCUGUGAUGCUAAACCUUGAACUCCAG